Messenger RNA from Carcharodon carcharias (great white shark), 2469 nucleotides. RefSeq names its product optineurin (gene optn). The record is from RefSeq and is a predicted model, not a curated record. Gene Ontology annotation, cellular component: nucleus; cytoplasm; Golgi apparatus. Lineage: Eukaryota; Metazoa; Chordata; Chondrichthyes; Lamniformes; Lamnidae. The coding region runs from base 185 to 2161 and encodes 658 amino acids. Gene Ontology annotation, biological process: protein localization to Golgi apparatus; regulation of canonical NF-kappaB signal transduction; Golgi ribbon formation. Gene Ontology annotation, molecular function: K63-linked polyubiquitin modification-dependent protein binding. The transcript has 15 exons.
CCAGUGCAUGUCGUGACCCAGGGAAGAGGAACAUCAGGAGGAGAGUUCGAAACCCUGGAGGUGAACCCUUGUUGAAGGCAUCUGAGAGAAAGUGUUAGUUUGGGAGAAGAUUCUAAGGCGAGGUCCUGGAGAGUGAAGAUUAGAAUCCCUCAUGUGAAGGACAGAAUUCGAACGAAAAGAGACAAUGAUGUGUUCUAACCAGUUAAAUACUUCUUCCCUUGGACAGACUGGACAGAAUUUGAAUCAGGGCCUGCAUGCUGUGAAUGGUACUGCCAUGAAUGUCAAUGGUCCCCACGUGCUGGGAACUUUUACACCAGAAGAUACCCUACAGCAAAUGGACGAACUGAUUAAGGAGAACAAUGAGUUGAAAGAAGCAAUCAAGCAAACAAAUCAUGCUAUGAAGGAACGUUAUGAAGAGCUUGCAACUUGGCGUGAGAAACAGCGGGAAGAACGGGAGUAUAUUCAGAAGAAGUUCGAGGAGGCCAAAGCCCGACUAACGGACUUUGCUGCAGAGAAUGAAACCUUGAAGAGCAAAAUACAAGAAUUAAAUAGCGAUGGUUUACAGGGUAUACCCAAAGAUGCGUCCUCUAAUCUGGUGGAACAAGAUGUUCAACAACUGAAAGCGCUUGUUAGCAGGCUGCAGACUGAAAAGGCUGAUUUGGUUGCCAUGAAUUCGGAGCUUCUGCUGAAAUUGGGUGCCGCAGCAUCUGAUGAUUCAUUCGUUGAAAUUCGAAUGGUGGAGGACAUGGAUGAUGGUGAACUAAAAGCAGCAAAGGAUUUGCAGUGCGAAGAUGCAGACAGCCAUGCAGCCUAUAUGUCAAAAGUACAUGAUGAUACUGGGAAACGUCUGAUGUCUGAAGAGUUAACAGUCAGUCAACUCCUUCAUGUGCUGAGGGACAAGACUCUGAAUUUGGAAAAGCUUGAACAUGAGCUUCAAUCUUCAAAGCAGAGGAUUUCAGAGCUCGAGAAAGCUAGUGAAACAACUGAGGUUGCAACACAGACUGAGAAGAAUGUAGCAGAGCAGCCUUCGUCCAAUAUGACACAGGAAUUGACAUCAGAGACUCCAAUGACUAUUGUCAAUGUAGAACAACAGAAUACUGAAACAGCUGCUCCAGUAGAAGGAUUGAGUAAUCUGAACAAGCAGUCUCCAAAUGAAGUUGAAGCAUUGAAGUCGCAAGUGAUGUCAUUAGUAAAAGACUUGCAGGAAGCCCAGAAAAAGUUGGAUGAAGCUGAAAACAUGAAGAAGUCUCUUCAUGAGAGAGGUCUGGAUUUGGAACAAAAGCUGGCUAACAGCCAGGUGGUUGUGGAGGAGACAAGGCAACUCAAGUUUUCCAAUGAAAAGCUGAAGUUGCAAGUGGAAAGCUUACAAUCAGAACAACAAAUUGACCAGAUGAAAUUAGCUGACGAGAAAAUGAAAUUAACAGAAGAAAAAAGAAAGCUCACACAGAUCCAAGCAGCCUAUGAUAAUUUGUUUGAAGAUUACAAUGACCUUAUGAGGGUUAAGGAAGAAAUGAAAGUUGAAGAGAAUAAACAGACGGAGAAAAUCAGUGCUCUUACUGUUGAGCUGGAUGUAGCUAAAAGAACAAUGGAAGAAAAUCAGAAAGCAGUUGCUGAACUGACGAGGACUAUUAAACAGCAAACAGAUGAGCUGAAUGCACAGAGUGUACACAACGCUGACUUAACUGACAUCUCCAGUCAAUUAGAAAUGGCUGAGAAAGCCCUGGCGGAAAAGCAGCAAAAGAUUGAUACAAUGAAGCAGACGAUUAUAAAACAGGAAGAAGAAAUAGAAACUGUGGCUGUGUUCCAAGCACAGGCUGAUGUUUACAGUGCAGAUUUCCACGCUGAAAGAGCAGCUCGAGAGGCGAUACAUGCAGAAAAGGAGUCAUUGGUUGAAAAGUUGCAUUUGCUAGUGAAAGAAAACACAAAAAUGAAGGAGGAACUCGAUGCACUCAGCAGGCAGUCUUUAAUUGAACUGCAGCGUCGCCAUAGCAAUCUAGUGGCUGAGGAUAACGUAGCAUUACAGCAGCCGGUGGCACAAGGACCUGAAAGUCUUAUUUGGGAACAUCAAGGGGUUCUGCCAGAACAUGUGUGUCCAAAGUGUGGUACUGUCUUGCCUGACAUCGACACCCUACAGAUACAUGUCAUGGAUUGCAUCAUAUAAGCAUAAGAUCUAAAUAACCAUUUGUGUGAUUCUUAUAGCUAUGCAAAUAUGUUGGAUUUGCCUUUGCCUUAUUGGAGAUGGAGGAGAAAGGGUAACGAUUGAUGUGAUUCUCUUUACUGAACUUAAUUUCAAACUUGUAAUUGUGAAAAUAGUACUUUAUUAUCUAGUACUUUCUUAAUAUUUGCUUAUGUGAAUGUGGUGUUCAUUAAUCUUUAGGAACUUAAUUCUAAGGAAAUUGCACCAAAGGAUAUAACAUUGUUCAACAAUAGCUUUUCAGAGAUUGCACAAUACAAAGCCAUAUUUUCCUA